AUGCCAGUCACGCGCUCCGCCAUGGCCAAGCUCGCGCUCACAGACCCCGCCCAGGUCGACAGGAGCGGGACAGAGUCGCUCACCUCGACACUCGUCUCGGGAAGCCCGCCGAACAGUGCUACGCUCGAGUCGGACACGGGAGAUCAUGGCGCAACGGACAAGGCGCGGAAGGAGGAUGAUGGCGACGCGCCUGCGACUUCAUCAGCGUCCGACGACGACACCUCUUCAGACGACGACAGCGACUCUGAGACGGACAGCGACGAUGACGGGGACGUUGGGUCGUCAGUACAAUUGCAGUCGCUCCUCCAGAAGGCGAAAGAGGCAGCGCGGGAAAGGGCUCGGAAGGCUAAGGACUCGAAGGGGAAGCGUGGCGGCGACGAUGACGGCUUGGCAGGAAACGAGGAGAUGGUGCUGUUCGGCGACGUAGACGAAGAAGAGGACGAAGAGGAAGAGACGGACGAGGAGGACAGUGCGACACCCAAAGCCUCUACAUCUCGCCUCGGGUCGAAGUCUACCGUCCGCCGACCAGCCCCACUUCCUCCCUCUCUCGCCCGCCCGCUCUCCGCCUCUCAUCCUCUCCUCUCCACCUCUUCUUCCGCCAAGCGUCUUCCAUCCGGCAUCUCUCUCGCACAGGAUCUCGGCGGAGGAGUGAUGGUUGAAGGAGGAGCGGCUGCGACUGGAGGCGGCGAGGCAGGCGGGAAGGGCGAGAAGGGAAAGGGAAAGGCUGUGAUCGUGGGAGACCGGUGGGGAAUGGCUCCUCAGCCCAAGUUGAGCAAGAAGCAGUUCAAGGCCAACCAGCCCCGAACAGCCGGAAAGCAAUGGUUUGACCUCCCCGCGACGCCCAUGACGCCAGAACUUAAGCGGGAGCUCGACGCCUUGCGAUUGAGCAACAGCCUCGAUCCGAAGAAGUUCUUGAGGCAGGAAGCGAAGAAGGACAAGGUCGGAGAGUUCUUCCAGAUCGGUCAUGUCAUCGCCCCCUCGACUCGCGCAACCACCCUCUCCACUCCAGCAAUCCCGCAAAAGCGCUCGUUCGUCGAGGACCUCAUGGCGGACGAAGAGUCGCGCGCGUACGCCAAGCGCAAGACGAAGGAGGUCAUGUCGAAGACGAUGAGUGGACGGAAGAGGCAACGCAAGGGCGCGAAGGGGAGUUAUGCGAUGGGCGCGAGCGGGAACGGGCGGGAGAAGAAGCGGGCGCUGUGA
This is a messenger RNA of Rhodotorula toruloides NP11, 1200 nucleotides long. Its product is annotated as rRNA processing protein Fcf2. Gene Ontology annotation, molecular function: RNA binding. Gene Ontology annotation, biological process: RNA processing. The transcript is spliced from 4 exons. The record is from RefSeq and is a predicted model, not a curated record. Lineage: Eukaryota; Fungi; Basidiomycota; Microbotryomycetes; Sporidiobolales; Sporidiobolaceae. Gene Ontology annotation, cellular component: nucleolus. The coding region runs from base 1 to 1200 and encodes 399 amino acids.